Messenger RNA from Bufo gargarizans (Asiatic toad), 3278 nucleotides. RefSeq names its product membrane associated ring-CH-type finger 7 (gene MARCHF7). Gene Ontology annotation, molecular function: zinc ion binding. Lineage: Eukaryota; Metazoa; Chordata; Amphibia; Anura; Bufonidae. The transcript is spliced from 11 exons. The record is from RefSeq and is a predicted model, not a curated record. The coding region runs from base 160 to 2370 and encodes 736 amino acids.
GCGAGCGCCUGUCCUUCCCCGAGAGCAGGAAGCCGUGCGCUGCUCAUACCGGGAAGCUGUUUAUAUUUAACUCACCGCCCCAUUCCUGACAAUCCUGCCGCCCUGCUCCAACAAGACGCUCAGGAAGACAUCUGCUCUGGGCUUUAUACUGGCACAAAAAUGGAACCCAAGCCAUCAAGAUUGCCCCGGCGGAUAACUGUUCAGCCUUCCCCCUCUUCUCCCAUAAGUGCUCGAAUGCUGAGAACCAGCAGACUAGGCGGCCAUAGUGAAACAUAUCGUAUGAGAGACGGCUCACUGAGACGUGAUGCAGACUUUCAGGAUGCCAGCCAAUUGCGGACAUCAAGCAGAGACUGGACCUUUAGAGAGAGGGAUAGCCUUGAGCGUUCCUGGAAGACGCCUCCUACUUACCAGCGCUGCUCAGGAACUUAUGACCUCCCUAUAUCUGGUAGCUACUUGGCAAACAGGAGUAGAACUUCCACAGCAUCCUCUUCCGCCCAGCCUUCUUGGUAUGAUCCCUUGGAGAGGUCUCAGAGCACUUACACAGGAUUGCAUAGUCAGCAGCAAGACUGGGAUUCUAAGAGACCGAAGCUAUCUUAUCCUGGACGUACCCCUCUGUCUGGUGUAAGAGCUACCAGUGACAGCUACACUUCCAGUCCAGACACGCCGAGCAGGUAUGGGCGCUUUCCUAGGACUACUUCGAUGUUUCAUUCUGAUAUAACAAGUGAGCGAGAAAGGAGGUCAGACACCUCUUCACGUGGACUUACGGAUUAUGGACAUAGAAAUGGUGACUCAGCACCUUCGUAUCUUCAGGAUAGAGUUUCUUCAUAUGCACAAGGCGCAAGACCAAAAGAGAACUCUCAAAGCACAGUUCGGCUUAACACAUCUAUCAACCACCAGUUGCCUUCUCAGAGUUCCUCAUUGCUCAGAGAUUCCAGCAGAAGUUUAAGAUCAACUCUGUCUAGAGACAUACGCUCCCCACAAAGUUCACUGGACUUUCGCCAUACAUCUAGUAGAAAUGAAGGAACAGCAAGAACUGCAUCAGGGAGAGUAUCCCCUGCCCCACCAAGGUCUGCAAGCGAGCAGAAUACGGAUACCGAAGGCAGACGUACAACAAGGCACUUGCUUUCUCGCCUUGCUUCUAGUAUGUCUUCAACCUUCUUCUCUAGGCGAUCAAGUCAAGAUUCCCUAAGCGGAAGGUCAACCGAAGCAGAAGAAGCGCACUCAAGUUUACAGACCACUUCUCAGCCAGUCGCCAUAACACCUGCCAAUACACACACACCAGAAACUAGGCCUUCAGAGCAAUCUCAGGGAUUUGCAUUUCUUAGGCGGCGGCGAUGGGGCUUGUCAUCAGUGUCUCCAAACCAGAGUUCCGAUUCCGAUGCUGAAAGCUACAGGUCUGAAGAUUCUGAGACCAGGACUUCUGGUUCAUGGCUGCCUUCAUCUUUAAGGAAUAGGUGCACACCCCUGUUUUCCCGGAGAAGACGGGAAGGAAGAGAAGAACCAUUCAGAGCAUCAUCUACCUCGGAUUCUAGCAGGAUGCAAAGUCUUCUCAGGAGGGCAUCUCAAGAAGAUUCUUCAUUAGAUGAAGUUCACCCUGUCCCAGGAGCAUCUGCUGGCAGCUCUUCACCCCUGUCUUCGGACUCUCUGAGUGGCUCUGCCCAGGCUGCGUCUCUAGCAGAAUCCCUUUUCAGUAGGAGAAAUUCAGGAAUAUCAGGCAUGCUUCCUAACUCCUUUUUACAUUUCUCUGUGCCAGCCGCACUUGGGAGCUCCUUAUCAGACAAUGUCAUGAUAACCGUAGACAUUGUUCCCUCAGGUAGGACAAGUGAUGGACAAGAGACUGAAAAGUCUGCAAACUCAAGGGAUCCAGAGAAGCUUAAGAAAAUUCAAGAGAGCCUUCUUCUGGAGGACUCUGAAGAGGAGGAUGGUGACUUGUGUAGAAUCUGCCAGACUGGGGUAACCACUCCAACCAAUCCAUUUAUCGAGCCGUGUAAAUGUUCUGGAAGUCUGCAGUAUGUUCACCAGGACUGUAUGAAGAAAUGGCUUCACGCUAAAAUCGAUUCUGGUUCUAGUCUAGAAACAAUAACUACAUGCGAGUUGUGUAAAGAGAAGUUGGAUCUCAAUUUGGAAGAUUUUGACAUACACGAACUUUACCGGGCCCAUGCCAAUGAGAGGGCUGAAUAUGAAUUUAUAAGCUCCGGUCUCUAUCUGGUUGUUUUACUGCAUCUAUGUGAACAGCGCUUUUCUGACAUGUUGGGAGCUGCAAAUGAAGCAAACACUCGGGUUAGAUUCAUUAACCUUGCCAGGACCCUUCAAGCACACAUGGAAGAUCUUGAAACAUCUGAAGAUGAUUCAGAGGAUGAAAGGGUGUGAAGUUCGGCACGCCAAUCUAGGCCUUCUAAAUUAAAGUCUAUCUACUUACAUAUGUACUUCAUUGCUUAUAUUUGUUCAGACUAUGCCUAAGCUUGGCAUUCCUGUCGCUCACUGUUUUGUUAUCUGUUGCACUUGAGCAAUGUUCUAGUCUCUAACAACAACAAAAAUCUCUCCCAAGAUCCAGCUUGGUCUCUUUAAUUCAUGUUUUCUGCCUUUAUUUUCUGGAAGCUGUGACUGUUUGCUGCAAUAUAUGUCUUGUUUCCUUUUUUUAUGUGUGAUGUAACCUGAACUUCUGCUCUAACCAUGUUUUAAUUCAGCCAUGUCACCUGCACAUAGUGAAGGAGGCACGCAACAAUUUGAGUUUACCUAAUCCGUUUUCUUGACUUGAAUGGCCUCAUGAGGCGCCAUGAUACUGAAGGCCUCAGUCAUAAUGGGCCAAGCCAAUUUUCAGCCUACCAAACUGCCUCUGCUCUGUAAGUAAAGGGUACUCCACGAAGAGUAGCAACUUUAUUGUGUGAAUCAGGGGGAGGGGAUAAACUAUUAUAAAAUAUAUCAAUGUGGUUGUUUAUGGGAUGAAGCCCCCCACGCCUUAUCUCGCAGGCUCUUGUUUUAUAGACUGUCUUUGCCUCCAGUGUUGACUGUUUAAUAUGAGGUUUUGUACUUUUUUUUUUUUUUUUCUUCAGAUCUGCCUUUUACUGAUUUAGUAUGAGGUCAUUAGUUUGAAGCUGUGACUCUGACUUUUUUUUUCAGAUUCAGUAUAUAGCACAUUUUACAAUACAAAAAUAACUGAAAAAAGAAAAGAUAAUUUUAAACACUUGUAAUUGCUAAAAUUGUAGACCCCUGUAUAUUCACUUUAAAUGCACAUUGAUGUUUUAGUGGUAUGGUAAACAAUAAAGACAAUGUAUGGA